This is a messenger RNA of Solanum lycopersicum (tomato), 1272 nucleotides long. Its product is annotated as gamma carbonic anhydrase 1, mitochondrial. NCBI's taxonomy places the organism in Eukaryota, Viridiplantae, Streptophyta, Magnoliopsida, Solanales, Solanaceae. The record is from RefSeq and is a predicted model, not a curated record.
UCAUAAGAACUUGUUAAAACGAGAGCACUCAAUAGGAGUCGGGGUUUGGGUUCAGCUCACUUCACCUUUUGCCCUUUGUGGUAUCAACGCUCCUCAUUUCUCAACUCCUCAGCUAAAUAAUCAAACAAAUAUACGUUUGAAUUUGGAGAAAUCCGGUUGUGGAAUCGGAAGCAAUAGAGGAUGGGUUCGGCGAUGAAAGCAAUCUACACCGUUGGAUUCUGGAUCCGUGAGACAGGCCAAGCCCUUGAUCGGUUGGGCUGCCGCCUCCAGGGAAACUAUUACUUCCAAGAACACCUCUCGAGGCAUAGAACUUUGAUGAACCUGUUUGACAAAGUACCAGUUGUUGAGAAAGAUGCAUUUGUGGCCCCAAGUGCCUCUAUAAUUGGUGAUGUUCACAUUGGUCGUAGUGCUUCUAUUUGGUAUGGGUGUGUUCUGCGAGGUGAUGUGAACAGUGUCAGCAUUGGAGCCGGAACUAAUGUCCAGGACAAUUCUCUAAUCCAUGUAGCUAAAUCGAAUAUCAGUGGAAAGGUUUUGCCUACGAUAAUUGGCAAAAAUGUUACCAUAGGUCAUAGCGCUGUGUUACAUGGAUGUACUGUUGAAGACGAGGCAUUUAUUGGUAUGGGUGCAACCGUGCUUGAUGGAGCUGUUGUGGAGAAAAAUGCUAUGGUCGCUGCUGGUGCCCAUGUAAGACAGAAUACAAGGAUUCCAUUCGGAGAGGUCUGGGGAGGAAAUCCAGCGAGGUUCUUGAGGAAGCUCACAGAAGAAGAAAUAGCGUUCAUCUCAGAGUCAGCCGCAAACUAUUCUAAUUUAGCGCAGGUUCAUGCAGCUGAAAAUGCAAAAGAGUUGGAUAAGAUUGAAUUUGAGAAGGUGCUGCGAAAGAAACUAGCGCGCAAGGAUGAGGAGUAUGACUCUAUGUUGGGUGUUAGUGAAACACCUCCAGAGCUUGUCCUGCCUGAUAGUAGCCUACCAGACAAGGCACCAAAGGCCUCCUAAGUGUGGUUUCCAUCUGGGGUAUCCUGGGAUUUUGUGAUGUUAUUGGGUAACUCUUUUUUGUUUUGGGCGGAUUAACGUCAAAAUGCCUGUGAUUAGUUUCCAAUAAUUAAGGCCAAGCUGAAAUAUCAAAGUUUAAUACGGGUAUGCAGCUGUAGCAUUUUUCUACUUAUCAUGUCUGGCUGAUCAGUCUUUUGAUGUUCUUGAAAAAACAAGGUUACACUAGAGCUUAUAUUUGUCUGUUUAAGCAAUAUGAGAAACUUCACAUAUUUUACUCCUCAA